UAUGUCUACAAAUCCCCACCACCACCAUCUCCGUCUCCACCACCUCCUUAUGUCUACAAGUCUCCACCACCACCAUCUCCAUCACCACCACCUCCUCAUGUCUACAAGUCUCCACUCCCACCAUUUCCCUCACCUCCACCUCCUUAUGUAUACAAAUCUCCACCCAAACCAUCUCUAUCACCCCUACCUCAUUAUGUCUAUAAAUCCCCACCACCACCUUCUCCAUUACCUCCAUCUCCUUAUUCUCCACCACCACCAUCUCCAUCACCCCUGCCUCCAUCACCCCCACCUCCUUAUGUCUACAAAUCACCACCACUGCCUUCUCCAUCACCUCCACCACCUUAUGUCUACAAGUCACCGCCCCGACCUUCUCCAUCACCUCCACCUCCUUAUGUCUAUAAAUCCCUACCACCACCUUCUCCAUCACCUCCACCUCCUUACGUAUACAAGUCUCCACCCUCACCAUCUUCAUCACCUCCACCUCUUUAUGUCUAUAAAUCCUCACCGCCACCUUCUCCAUCACCUCCACCUCCUUACGUAUACAAGUCUCCACCUCCACCAUCUCCAUCACCUCCACCACCUUAUGUAUACAAAUCUCCACCACCACCAUCUCCAUCUCCCCCACCUCCAUAUGUCUACAAGUCUUCACCACCACUAUCCCCAUCACCUCCACCACCUUAUGUCUACAAGUCUCCACCCCCACCAUCUUCAUCACCUCCACCUCCUUAUGUAUACAAAUCUCCACCACCACCAUCUUUGUCUCCCCCACCUCCUUACGUCUAA
Molecule: messenger RNA, 783 nt
Organism: Camellia sinensis
Lineage: Eukaryota; Viridiplantae; Streptophyta; Magnoliopsida; Ericales; Theaceae
Source: RefSeq, a predicted model, not a curated record